Molecule: messenger RNA, 2481 nt
Organism: Toxoplasma gondii ME49
Lineage: Eukaryota; Apicomplexa; Conoidasida; Eucoccidiorida; Sarcocystidae
Product: saccharopine dehydrogenase domain-containing protein
Exons: 8
Coding region: 366-1688 (440 amino acids)
Biological process (GO): glycolipid biosynthetic process
Cellular component (GO): plasma membrane
Source: RefSeq, a predicted model, not a curated record
GAGUAGUUGAGAACUUGAAGAGUUGACUCCCCUUCUGUUGAUUCCUGUUUUUCCCAGUUGACUUUCUCUGUCUCAGAAACCAUUUUUUCUCGAGUUUCGUGCCUUUCUCAUUGUGUUCGCUUUCGGGAAACCGAUCUGCCAGUUCCGGUGUGGUUUUAAUUGGCGGGUUUUCUUGCGGCAAAGUCACACGUUUUCCGAAUUUUUCUCAGCUGUCCGUGCCCGUCUCUUUCGCGGUUCUCUUGGCAUCACACUUUUACGUUAGGCUCUGCAAGUCGGUCAACCUUUUUCUGUCAUCAGAUGUCCUCUCUCCACACCACACGCACGCACCUCUCUCAGAAAACAGUCGUCCCGACAAAAACAGCGCGAUGGAGAGUCAGCCACUCAACGACUCAGGUCGAGAAUUUGACGUCAUUGUGUAUGGCGCCACAGGGUUCACUGGCAGGCUGGUGGCGGAGUAUUUCUGCGAGCACUAUGUGACCGAGAACGGAGAGUUUCUGGUCAGGUUUGCGUUGGCAGGCCGUUCGAUGAAGAAACUCGAGGAGUCCCGACAGACAGCCUGCACCCGCGCCCGUCGCGAAGCGUACACCGAGAAGAUCCCCCUGAUUGCCGCGGACAGUUCUGACGAGGCUUCGCUCGCGGAAAUGUGCAGAAGAGCGAAAGUGAUCAUCACCACAGUCGGGCCGUACCUCAAAUACGGCGAACCGCUUGUCAAGGCAUGUGUAGACUCCCGCACGCACUACUGUGACCUCGUGGGCGAGGCGCCAUUCGUGGCGUUGACCAGCCAGAAGUACGGCCGUCUGGCGGCCGAGCGAGGCGUGAAGGUCGUGCACUGCUGCGGCUUCGAUUCUGUGCCCAGCGACCUCUCUUGUCUCCUUCUGCAAGACGCUGCGUUGAAGGCCGCGAACGCUCCCUGUGAAUCGGUUUCCACAGCUGUCACCGAACUGCAUGGCGGCUUUUCGGGCGGGACUGUGGCGUCUUUGUUGAACCUCGCAGGCUCGAAAGACACGUUCGAUCCGUACUAUCUCUGCAAGCAAGCCUUGCCAGAGUGCGUCUCCUUCACUCCGUCUUCCAAGGCGUACUCCCCCGUGCGAUUUAUGACGCACGACAAGGACUUUGGGUACGGAGCCUUCUUCAUUAUGGCGCCUCUAAACGAGCAGGUUGUCCGCUGGUCAAACGCUCUAAUGGGCUUCAAGUACGGCAAAGACUUUGUGUACCGCGAGCUCAUGAGCGUCAACAAAGGCGGAUUUUUCUCGGCGUUGACCACCUCUAUGCUUGUCUACGCGGGGAUGCUUUGCAUCAAAUUCAGCCCAAUUCGCUCUCUCCUCUUUGCUCUCAGACUGCUUCCCCAACCCGGUGAGGGUCCUUCGCAAAAGGUAUUGGAUUCUGGAUUUUUUGAAAUGCGCGCUGUCGGGCGAACACAGUCGAAGUCUGGUCAAAACGUUCGCGUUUCAGUCACGGUUGGAUCGAAACUGGGAGAUCCUGGGUACCGCGAAACUGCAAAGAUGAUUGCGGAAACCGGUCUUUGCAUGGCGCUGAACAUGGACAAGUGCACCAAGCUCUGCGGAGUAGGAUCCCCUUCUGCUAGUGUCGGAAGCGUCCUCAAAGACCGCCUGGAGAAGAAGGGAUUCUACUUCGAGGUCGAUACGCACGAGGAAGAGGUCGAGAACAACGACGGACGAGACAUGUGAAGGAAGUGUCGAGAGCCGAAAGAAAAAUCAAGAGGUGGAGAAUGGAAACAGAGCAGCCAGCUGAAAGGUGGCUCGAAAUGCGAGAAGAAAACAACGGGCUUUUCUCAGGUCGGGCGCGAACGUAAAAAGUUGGCAUCUGCGUUGCAUCGGAUCCGAAUGUGGUCACGGGAGUUGCAAGAAUAUAAAUAGAUGCAUGUGGCUAAAGAUGUGUGUGAUCUUUUUGAGAGCGGGCAUUUUCGAUGUCUGCGCUUAGAAGUGUAAUAUAUGCGUGCGUUUGGCUGUGUCGGUCCCUGGCGGCGUCGCUUCUGCGUUAGGUGUCGUGGACGCGAAAAAAUGUCAGCGUCCUCUUUGUUUCCAUUAAGAGGGCGGAGAACCUGGUAGCACCCAAGUAAAUCUCUUUUGUUCGAGUUUCUCGUUUUCGGAUGCAUGUAGUGGCCGCCUUCCGGCGAGGCCGAGGAGCCUGUUUUUCCAGAGACUGGGUCAGUGUGUGUCCAUGCAUACACUUGUGCGUUCACCUGCGAAUGGGUGUCCAACUUUCUGUGCCAAAGCGGAAUAGAGACUGGCGUCUCAAACAACUUUGCUACUGUGUGUUCUUUCGGAUUUUCGCAUCGCAUGCGUCCAAUUUCACUUGAUUACGAACACCUGUACGACAGGUGUUAAACGUUCACCGAAGUUCCACUUUCGAAAACAGGUUCCUCUCGGGUCCAGCGGCUGCUGAAACACCGGUCUGCAGGUGACAAAGGAAUGUAAACCGUAAUCGAUUAGCAGAGCGUUGCGGUUCGUUGGCGCACCA